This is a messenger RNA of Cimex lectularius (bed bug), 1920 nucleotides long. Its product is annotated as sodium-independent sulfate anion transporter-like. The transcript is spliced from 11 exons. The coding region runs from base 80 to 1900 and encodes 606 amino acids. Gene Ontology annotation, molecular function: sulfate transmembrane transporter activity. The record is from RefSeq and is a predicted model, not a curated record. Gene Ontology annotation, cellular component: membrane. NCBI's taxonomy places the organism in Eukaryota, Metazoa, Arthropoda, Insecta, Hemiptera, Cimicidae. Gene Ontology annotation, biological process: transmembrane transport.
ACAGCCCAAUCAAGAUAAGGUAGGGUGAAUCCCAUGCACAGUAUCAUCUGAUCUUCUGGAUCGAACUUGAACAAUUUUAAUGGAUUGUUCAAAGUGGAAAGCCAAGUUCGUGAAAGUCGCAAAGAAACGCAUUCCAAUAUCGACAUGGAUUUGGGAAUAUUCCAGGGAAGAUGUCAUAUCUGACAUAAUCGCAGGUGUAACAAUGAGCCUUACAAUGAUACCUCAGAGUAUGGCUUAUGCUGCUUUGGCCGGCUUUGACCCACAGUACGGUCUAAAUUCUGCUUUCAUGGGCUGUUUUAUUUAUGUAUUAUUUGGUACAGUUAAAGAAGUGAUUAUAGGCCCUUCAUCAUUGAUGUCUCUCCUGACCUUUGAGUACACGCAACAUCUCAAUGUUGACUUUGCCAUACUCCUAUGUUUUACUAGUGGAAUAGUACAAUUUCUAAUUACAAUUUUGCAGUUGGGCUUCCUUGUUAGUUUCAUAUCGACUCCUGUCAUAUCUGGAUUUACAACAGCGACGACUAUCAUCAUUGUCAUCUCUCAGAUGAAGGGGCUCCUCGGUUUAUAUUUUAAAUCCUUUGGUUUUAUAGAUAACCUGAGAAGAUUGGGUGAAAAUUUAAUAAAACUUAGAUUUGGUGACUCCAUUCUAGGUAUAUGUUGUAUCUGUUGUCUACUAAGUCUGAGGAAAUUGAAAGAUGUGAAAAUAUCCAAAAAGGUCCGAGGAUAUAAUGUUUUAAGAAAUUUAUUCUGGUUCCUUGCGACCGGCAGGAAUGCCCUUGUAAUUUUUCUAAGCGGGUGUUUAGGGUAUUAUUAUAAAAGUGCUGGCCUGGAGGUACCAUUCAUCACUACAAAAUCCAUUGAGUCAGGGAUACCAUCCUGGAGUUUUCCCCCUAUAAAGACUCAAGUCGGCAAUAAAACAUACAACCUCCAAGAAAUGGUCAUUGAGCUUGGCUCCGGCAAUCUUGUCAUCCCAAUUGUUUCAAUAUUUGCAAAUAUCGCGAUUGCAAAGGCGUUUGCCAGAGGAACAAUCGAUGCUACCCAGGAAAUGAUGACUUUAUCAUUAAGCAACAUCUUCGGCUCGUUCUUCCAAUCGUUGCCUACAGCAGGUGCAUUCACAAGAAGUGCAGUUAUUAGCGCAAGUGGCGUACGAUCUCCUGUUGCCAAUUUAUACUGUGGGACUUUAACUCUACUUGCCUUGCAGUUUCUCACCCCUUACUUCCAUUACAUUCCACGAUCCACCCUCUCCGCUGUUCUGAUUUCAGCAGUGAUUUUCCUGAUCGAUUGGGAAAUCGUCGUACCUCUGUGGAGAGCAAGCAAGGUUGACUUUUUAACACUGGUCGUUUCAUUUGUCGCAAGCUUGUGCCUUGGAGUGGAAGUCGGUCUAUUAUUUGGUGUUGUAGUAGGCCUGGCAGUUCUCGUGCAGAAAUGGGCACGGCCAGAAGUCUCCACAGAAAUAAAUAAAAACUCUUUAGGGGGGUAUGUAAUUUUGCGACCCGAACUUGGCCUUUACUUUCCUUCCGUCGACUAUUUGACAUCUUUGAUAAUGAAACUUGCACAAAAAGAGUCAUGCGAUCACGGCGAAUCAUUGCCAAUUGUGAUAGACUGUUCAAAAAUAAAAGGAAGCGAUUACAGUGCGGCAAAAACCUUCAAUGCGCUGAGUAAUAAUUUCAGCAAAAGUGGUAAGCAACUUUUAUUCCUCGACGUUCCUUCUGAAAGCAAGGAAAAAUGGAAAAUUGCCGGAUGUAAAGAACAGUAUUUCUGCACUACGCAAAAUUUAAAUCAGGUUUUAUUCGGUUCUUCUUACAGUGCUUCGCUCCCUCUUUUAUACCCAGGUAAACAUGAUGCUAAAUUAGAAGAAACGGAAACAUUGACAAAAAAUGAUGUUUCUACAGAAAAUGAAUAAACUAUUUAUAUUAUUAUAUA